Nematolebias whitei (Rio pearlfish) is the source of this 3391-nucleotide messenger RNA. Its product is annotated as catenin beta-1. NCBI's taxonomy places the organism in Eukaryota, Metazoa, Chordata, Actinopteri, Cyprinodontiformes, Rivulidae. The transcript has 17 exons. The record is from RefSeq and is a predicted model, not a curated record. Gene Ontology annotation, cellular component: adherens junction; catenin complex. Gene Ontology annotation, biological process: positive regulation of transcription by RNA polymerase II; cell adhesion. Gene Ontology annotation, molecular function: cadherin binding; alpha-catenin binding; transcription coactivator activity. Bases 164 to 2470 code for a protein of 768 amino acids.
CGGAGCAGCAGCGGGUGUGGUUCGGACUAGGACGGGUGGUUCACCUAACAGUCCUUCUACUAUUUUCAGCUACGAGAAAGGAUUUUUUUUGCCUGAUAAAAACCACGGAGGACUCGCUCGACUGUGACAUAUCUGCUGUGCGGGCUGAGGGCAGGCAAGAACAAUGGCUACCCAGUCUGAUUUGAUGGAGCUGGACAUGGCUAUGGGUGACAGCAAGGCUGCUGUGAAUCAAUGGCAGCAGCAGUCGUAUCUGGAUUCAGGAAUCCAGUCAGGCGUCACCACCACAGCGCCAUCUUUGAGUGGCAAGGGGAACCCUGAUGCUGAGGAGGAGGACCCAUCUCUGUAUGACUGGGAGUUCAGUCAGCCUUUCACUCCUGAGGCUACAGACAUUGAGGGUUAUGCCAUGACUCGGGCCCAGCGUGUGCGUGCUGCUAUGUUCCCUGAAACUUUGGAAGAGGGCAUACAAAUCCCACCCACACAGCUGGAUGCUGCCAAUCCAACAGCAGUACAACGUCUGGCAGAGCCUUCUCAGAUGCUGAAGCAUGCUGUGGUCAACCUUAUUAACUAUCAAGAUGAUGCUGAGCUGGCCACUAGAGCCAUACCUGAACUCACCAAGCUGCUUAAUGAUGAAGACCAGGUUGUUGUGAACAAAGCUGCGGUGAUGGUGCAUCAGUUGUCAAAGAAAGAAGCGUCACGUCAUGCCCUCAUGCGUUCGCCUCAAAUGGUUUCAGCAGUUGUUCGCGCCAUGCAGAACACUGGUGAUGUGGAGACUGCUCGUUGCUCUGCUGGCACCUUGCACAACCUUUCCCACCAUCGUGAGGGGCUCCUUGCAAUCUUUAAAUCUGGAGGCAUCCCAGCCUUGGUCAAGAUGCUGGGCUCACCUGUGGACAGUGUUUUGUUCUAUGCCAUCACUACACUGCACAACUUGUUGUUGCACCAGGAAGGGGCCAAAAUGGCAGUGCGCCUAGCUGGAGGGCUGCAGAAGAUGGUAGCCCUUUUGUCUAACACCAAUGUCAAGUUCCUGGCCAUCACUACUGACUGUCUCCAAAUCCUGGCAUAUGGCAACCAAGAAAGCAAACUGAUCAUUCUGGCCAGUGGUGGCCCCCAAGCCUUGGUGAACAUCAUGAGGACCUUCACAUAUGAGAAAUUGCUGUGGACCACAAGCAGGGUGCUCAAAGUGCUCUCUGUUUGCUCAAGCAACAAGCCAGCCAUUGUAGAAGCUGGUGGUAUGCAGGCUUUGGGUCUUCAUCUGACCGACCCGAGCCAGCGUCUGGUCCAGAACUGCCUCUGGACUUUAAGGAAUCUUUCAGAUGCUGCCACUAAACAGGAGGGGAUGGAGGGUCUCCUGGGCACCCUGGUCCAGCUGCUGGCCAGUGAUGAUAUUAACGUGGUUACAUGUGCUGCUGGCAUCCUCUCUAACCUUACCUGCAACAAUUACAGUAACAAACUUAUGGUCUGCCAGGUUGGUGGUAUCGAAGCUUUGGUGCGAACUGUACUUCGGGCUGGAGACAGAGAGGACAUCACAGAGCCAGCUGUUUGUGCCCUGCGUCACCUGACCUCACGCCACCAGGAUGCUGAGAUGGCCCAGAAUGCUGUGCGCCUGCACUAUGGCCUGCCUGUGGUUGUCAAACUGCUGCACCCUCCGUCCCACUGGCCACUAAUCAAGGCAACAGUUGGUCUAAUUCGCAACCUGGCCCUCUGCCCGGCCAAUCACAGUGCUUUACGGGAACAGGGUGCCAUCCCUCGCCUGGUCCAGCUGCUCGUCCGAGCUCAUCAAGACACCCAGAGGCGUACGAGCAUGGGAGGCAACCAGCAGCAGUUUGUGGAGGGUGUGCGUAUGGAGGAAAUAGUUGAAGGGUGCACAGGAGCUCUGCACAUCCUGGCCCGGGAUGUCCACAACCGAAUUGUCAUCAGAGGACUUAAUACCAUUCCACUCUUUGUCCAGCUGCUGUAUUCUCCGGUGGAGAACAUCCAGCGUGUUGCAGCAGGUGUUCUGUGUGAACUGGCCCAGGACAAAGAAGCUGCUGAGGCUAUUGAAGCUGAGGGAGCCACCGCACCACUCACCGAGCUACUGCACUCUCGUAACGAGGGCGUUGCAACCUAUGCUGCAGCUGUCCUGUUCCGCAUGUCCGAGGACAAACCCCAGGACUACAAGAAACGCCUCUCUGUGGAACUGACCAGCUCAUUGUUCAGGACUGAGCCGAUGGCCUGGAACGACACUGGAGACCUAGGAUUGGAUUUGGGAGCACAGGGAGAUCCACUGGCCUACAGACAAGAUGAUUCAGCAUAUCGGGCUUACCCAUCAGCUUACAGGCAGGACACCCUGUUGGACCCCAUGAUGGAAGCUGCUGACUACCACACUGACACGCUGCCUGACCUGGGUCACCACACUGAUCCAUUGCCAGACCUUGGCCACAGCCAGGAACUGAUGGACAGCAACCAGCUGGCCUGGUUUGACACCGACCUGUAGAUUGCUGUUUUCCAGUAGAACCUGCAUUGUGGCUGUCCUGUCUUGUCUGAAACAGCGUUACGAUUGCCCUGUAAAACGUUGAAGGUAAAAAGAGAAAUUGAGGGGUCUUGGUAGGUGCCUGACACAAGAAAUAAAGAUGGUUUCCACAGGAUUGUUUAAGCAAGUUGACACGAGGGGGUAAAAUAUUUCCAAGUAUCAAAGAUAAGAGCAGGUGAUCUAUUUGAAUGAGUGCAUAUGACGUUGAUCUUAAGUGUGAAACACAUAUGUUCAGCUUUGCCUGUAUUAUCAAUUUUUGUUAUUUUUCUUAUUCUUUUUUUUUUAUUUCUUUUUGUAUUACUCAUUAUCUGUUAUGGUACUGACCCAGCUUGCCUUCAUACUAGCCAUCUUUAUUUUCUCUUCUAAGCUAAUCAUUUGUAAUUUUCUUUUUUUUAUAUCAUAUAUUACACGUAGUGUUAAGUUAUAGUGAUCUUAUACUAUGUUUCUUUGGUUAUGGUCGAAUGUGUAGAACACUAAUAAUCAGUUGAAAUGUACUCUGACUUCAAGUGUAACAUUGUGUAGUUUUUUUAUAUAAUCUCAAAAAGGAGAAUUAUGCACUCUUAAUAUGUGCUUGUUUAAGCAUAAAAUAUGUCUGUGUCAAAUGUUCUAAAGAGGGAAAUGGGUCAAAAUUGAGGGUGGAUUGGGGGAUAAAUCUAGAGACAAGUGUUUUAUAUACAGUAUCACUGGUAGGGUAACUAUUUUGUAUGCUAUCAUUGGAUGUCUGAUAGAAAAAAAUCUAAAUGCUAUCGUUGGUGGUCUGAUAAACCCAGUUUUAUGUGCUAUCAAAGGUAGCUAGGUUGACAAACAGUUGUAGUCCUGCUGUGUUUGUUUUGGAGACGAGGUUCUGACACGGCUGAACAAUAAAAAGGCAUUUUAUUUCAUUCA